This is a messenger RNA of Carassius auratus (goldfish), 2626 nucleotides long. RefSeq names its product 1-phosphatidylinositol 4,5-bisphosphate phosphodiesterase delta-1-like. Gene Ontology annotation, molecular function: calcium ion binding; phosphatidylinositol-4,5-bisphosphate phospholipase C activity. Gene Ontology annotation, cellular component: plasma membrane. The transcript is spliced from 15 exons. The coding region runs from base 155 to 2413 and encodes 752 amino acids. The record is from RefSeq and is a predicted model, not a curated record. Gene Ontology annotation, biological process: intracellular signal transduction; lipid metabolic process. Lineage: Eukaryota; Metazoa; Chordata; Actinopteri; Cypriniformes; Cyprinidae.
UUGGACUUCCCUGUCAGUGGAUGGUUUAAGACACGGGUUUUACUCAUCCCAGUCAGUAUCUGGGCGGCUGUGAGUGGCUUUGGGACGCGAAAGUCUUUUCCCAACUGGAAUAUACAACAACUGAAAGCAAACGCUAAAUAAAACAGAAAGAAUCAUGGAAGCCAAUGGAAAUGCUGGCAAAUUCGGUCUGGAUGGAGACCCAGACCUGCAGUUUUUGCUGAAUGGUGGAGACCUACUAAAGGUGAAGUCCAAGUCAUGGAGAAAGACCCGCUGCUUUCGGCUGAAUGAAGACUGCAAGACAGUGUGGCAACAGACCAACAAGAAGUUCAAGAGUGACUCCAGCUUCAGUCUCGAGGACGUUGAUUCGGUGAGGUAUGGCCGUCAGACUGAAGGGCUGCAGAAGUACACUGACUCCUCAGUGGACGACCGCUGCUUCUCCAUCAUCUUCAAAGGCCGACGGAAGAAUCUAGACUUGAUUGCCUCAUCUAAAGAGGAGGCCAAGAGAUGGGUCAGCGGUCUGGAGAAGAUCAUGACUGGCAUGCACAGCCUCAACCGACAGCAGAACAGUGAACACUGGUUCUAUAGCUGCAUGCGCAAGGCAGACAAGAAUGCAGACAACAAAAUGUCCUUGAAGGAGCUGAAGCAUUUCCUACGUCAGAUCAAUAUCGAGGUGGACGACAGUUACGCUGAGAUGCUUUUCAAGAAAUGUGACACAUCAAACUCAGGCACUCUGGAGGGAUCUGAGAUUAAAUACUUCUACGAUUUACUGACUUACCGGGAGGAAAUUGAUGUGAUCUAUGGGAAGUACGCUAAUACUAAUGGACAGAUGAGCUCCGGCGACCUGUUGAACUUUCUCCAAAAUGAGCAGAGGGAGUCUGUGUCUUUGGAGUAUGCAAAGAAGCUCAUUGAGAAAUAUGAGGUGGAUGAGACAGCCAAACAGAACAUGUACAUGAGCAAAGAUGGUUUCCUGAUUUACCUGAACCAUGAAGAAGGCUCCAUCUUUAACCCCGCCCACAAACCUAUAUACCAAGACAUGCAUCAGCCGCUCAAUCAUUACUUCAUUUCCUCUUCCCACAACACCUAUCUGAUGGAGGACCAGCUGAAGGGGCCUAGCAGCACAGAAGCUUAUAUCAAAGCUCUGAUGAAGAGCUGUCGCUGUGUGGAGCUGGAUUGCUGGGAUGGUACAAACGGAGAGCCGGUCAUUUACCACGGCCAUACACUCACAUCCAAAGUGCUCUUCAAAGAUGUCAUCAAGGCCAUCAAAGAAUAUGCUUUCAAAACCUCACAGUAUCCAGUGAUCCUUUCUUUGGAGAACCAUUGCUCCACAGAGCAGCAGAAGAUCAUGGCCAAUUAUUUAACCUCCAUCCUGGGCAGUGCUUUGCUCACUCAACCCCUGGGACAUCAAAUGCCCAGCACUUUUCCAGGACCCGAGGAGCUGAAAGGACGUUUCCUGAUCAAGGGCAAGCGUUUGAACAAACUGGAUGCGGCAUUCAACAACAACGCCACAGAGGACGUGGACAGUGUGUCGGAGGAAGACGAGGCUGCUGAACUCAAAGAGGGUGAACAGAAACCAAAAGAAAAGAGUUCCAAAAAGAUCAAGCUGGCUAAGGAGCUGUCAGACCUGGUCAUCUACUGCAAGAGUGUCCAUUUCAGCAACUUCGAGCAUUCAAGAGAUAACCAGGCUUUCUAUGAAAUGGCCUCCUUCAAAGAAAGCAAAGCAAUGAACCUGGCAGAAAACUCAGCUACGGCAUUUAUUCAUCACAACAUGGAUAAGCUGAGCAGGAUCUACCCAGGCGGCUCCAGAACCGAUUCUUCCAACUACAAUCCAGUGCCACUGUGGAACGCCGGCUGCCAAAUAGUGGCUCUAAACUUCCAGACUCCUGGUAAGGAGAUGGAUCUGAAUCAGGCCCGCUUUCUACCUAAUGGCAAGUGUGGCUAUAUACUGAAGCCAGAGUUUCAGAGGGACCCUGCCUCACAGUUUGACCCCAGGAACCUCAGAGUAGGCCCCUGGCUGAAGAGAAAGAUCUUGCAUGUCAUGAUCAUAUCAGCCCAGCAGCUGCCCAAGAUCAAUAAAGACAAGGAGAAGUCCAUCGUGGACCCUCAGGUCAGGGUGGAGAUCUACGGUGUGCCCGACGACAACGCCAGCAAACAGACACACCACAUUGACAACAAUGGUUUCAAUCCUCAGUGGAACACAAAGUUCCAGUUUACUAUUCACGUGCCAGAACUGGCUUUGGUGCGGUUUGUGUUGGAGGACUACGACGCUGCUUCCCAUAAUGACCUGAUUGGCCUGUACACUCUGCCCUUCACCAGCAUCCAGAAUGGAUAUCGCCAUGUGCCUCUGCUCACGAAGACAGGAAAUCUCAUUCCUUCAGCGGGACUGUUUGUACACAUCAUGGCUCUCGAUGGCUAAUAAACUCCAACAUUCCCCUCAGUCUCCACAGUGUCAGAGUUUGCAGAUCACUGAACAAGACAAUCAGCUAAACUGUCCUGUGCAAACACUUUUAGGAUAAGAUUGGGACCUUUCCUUCUUACCUUAUGAGUUCAGACAUGUACUUUAAAAAGCUUCAUGGAAUUAGUGCAUGCAGUUCAUUUUUGAAAAACAAGUGGGGUAAAAAAAAAAAAA